Molecule: messenger RNA, 3362 nt
Organism: Notothenia coriiceps (black rockcod)
Lineage: Eukaryota; Metazoa; Chordata; Actinopteri; Perciformes; Nototheniidae
Product: glucocorticoid-induced transcript 1 protein
Exons: 8
Coding region: 206-1453 (415 amino acids)
Biological process (GO): podocyte development
Cellular component (GO): cytoplasm
Source: RefSeq, a predicted model, not a curated record
AACUGUCAUUUAGAGAGUGGACAUGAUGAGGAAGAGAGCUUGAAAACAAGAAUUAAACGUCUCAAGAAGUAUCAUAAACAACUUUUAAAGUUACUAUUGUAGUUGUUAGAGCUUACAUCGUCAUGUGUUAGUAUCUUACAGAGAAGCAGCAACUUUGGCAGUACGUCUUUCUUCCUGUGAUAGGAAUUACAGCCAGUUUCGAAGGAUGUCAGCCCCCAGCAACUCGCUCCAGCAGCCGAGGGUAAGACGCAGCAAUGCGGGCUCCCCCGGCUCCUUCAACAACAACAGCAGCAGCUGCCGUUUGCACCCCAUCCGAGCCACCGUGCCCUACCAGCUCCUGCGCGGGGGUCCGAGCAGCCCCACGCGGGGGUCGCAGACCCUUUACGGUGGAACCACGAACAGCCGAGGCUCCAGUCCCCCUUCCAGUCCCUCACUCAUUUCGGGAAGUGCAAAUGCUAAGCAAAGACUGUCCCCCGAAAAUAAGGACUCCUCAUGUCCUCCAGACUCUCCGGUUUCCAGAGCAGAAAGGUCCAAGUUACAGGUUCGAAGCUCCAGUGCCAUCAGGCGGACAUCUUCACUGGACGCCAUCACUGGGCCGUACCUCACCGGCCAGUGGCCUCGAGACUCCCACGGACCCUACCCCUCCUGUAUGAAAGACAAAGCCACACAGACUCCGGGUCUGUGGGUUGAUGAGGGAGCAGAACAGGGAAGUCCUCACCAGCGGUCAGCCUCCUGGGGCAGCGCGGACCACCUGAAAGAGCAGAUUGCUAAACUGAGACUGCAAUUGCAGCGCAGCAAGCAGGUCAGCCGUCAGAGCAAAGACCGGGAGCAGAGCUCUCUGCAGCUGCAGCAUCAGGCGCAACAUGGCACUACCUGCCCAUCACAGGUGAGCUAUUCAUACCAGGUCACACACAGUCACUGCUGCCAUGCUCUUUUCAGUAAUGAGAGCCAUAUCCCAACUUCAAAUAAGAAAUACUACUCCUACUUUACUACCGAGGACGGCCUGUGCAGUUCUCCUCUCCCCAAAUUUGCCACAUCUCCCAAACCUAACAACAGCUACAUGUUCAAACGGGAACCUCCAGAGGGCUGUGAGAAGAUCAAAGUGUUCGAGGAGAUGGUGUCUGGCAAAUCAAAAGGCUUCCCUCUCUUCUCGUGCCCCGACAAAAACAAGGUGAACUUCAUUCCCAGGGGGUCGGCCUUCUGCCCUGUCAAACUCCUCUGCACCUCCCUCUUCUCCCCCGUCUCUCCCUCGUCCUGCUCCUCCGCCACCCCCAGUCUCCAUGGCAACGACAGCCCAGGGCCUCAGGUGACCCCAGCUCUGCCCUGCGCACCACUAGCUACCUUUGCGGCCUCGGCUGACUGGAGCAGCGCCCCGAGCACAGGCCCAGAGAGCCAGAGCCCCGACACAGAGGCAGGGACAGAUGGCUCAGCACAGCUUGUCCUCACCAGCUAGUUCUCAGGUAUCUCUAACCAAACCACUUGCUAUAGUUAGGUGGUAUGGAUCCAAAAACUAAAAACAAAAAAAAACCUUGCACUUAUAUUAACGUUAGCCAGCAGGGAGUAUCCAGGUCGAGAAAGGACAAACACCAAGUGGGAUAACGGUACCAGCAUCCUGCUGCACAGGCUCGGUGGUUUGGUCGUUGUGAGGAGUGUUCUGACCUUGGCCCCGCCUCCUUUCACCCAUCACUAACCUAGCCUUCUGCUCUGUACUGUGACAAAACACCCAUAACAAAAACAGCUACGCCUUCCUUGCAAAACAAAAUACUACUGCUAUAAUAAUUGUGACAGAUGACAAUAUUUUCAAGACUAAAUUACAAAAAAAAGAAAAAUGUUCAACCAUCACAACAGACCGCUAUGAAGUAUCAGAGAAAUUCUACUACUGUUAGCUAGCAAGAUAAUCUUAAGCACAUAUAUGUGAGCUUUUUGACAGGGUGGGUAAUGCACGAUUCAUGUAUUUAGUAUAUCAGGAUGCCUUGCAGUCGGAGUACAUCACCCCACAUUAACUACAAUGUUUGCACUUGUUAAGACAUGGCUCAGAAUUAUACAGGCCAUGGCCUGUUUGUUUAUGUUAAAGUAUUUGUAGCACAAUGUCUUAGUGAAAGCAGCAGUUGCUUCAGCGUUGCACCCAGCAGGCCGACAGGCCGAGAUCUGCUUUUCUGGUCUGCUCACUAUUAAUGAGCUCAACACAAAAUAUCAGCCGUUUCUCACUGACCAAAUAACCAAUCACAAAGCACACAACCCCCCCAUUGCCUUGUUUUAUUGCCCCACAUUACACAGAAUAAUAACUCUGGUCAUGUGGAAUGUAUUUGCUUGGACUAUGUUGCCUUUCCCCGGUGUGUAUGACCUUCUGAAGACAUUCCAGUCUUUUUCCAGAAAUGUUGAGUGUUUUCACUCGAGGGGGAGAUAAUUAGAGACUGAAUCGACCAAUUGGUGUCACACCUUGUGACUGAGGACUUUUGCGUUAACUUGUUCAGGUUAGAGUUUCAGGUGCUACGACACAUUCCAGAGACGCUGUUGCAUAGGUCAACCGUGAGGACUUGAGUUAGCAGAGCUAGCUGCAUAAGCUACACCCUCCCAAACUGAGAAGGUGACAGUUAUGUCAUCUGAUUAUCCCCUUAGUUAAAUAAGUACCAAAGCAAAUUGCAAAGCCAAGACAGGCAUGUCUUGGCUUUGGGACACAACAGGCACAAUGUCUGUGCCAGAAGCAGAAUGUUUAUGUGCAUUUUGUUUUGUUUACAAACAUUUUAGCUACAUAUAAACACUGGUUCUAAGUGUUUUAAACAAACGCGAUAAUCAUUGAAGCCUUAGCACUUACUUGGAAGUGAAAUGAUAAUCACUAUUUUUUAUUUAAGACUAUUUUAUAAGUUAAAAAAAUCAGACCUUUAGUGUGCAAUUGAUUUUUGUUUGUAUUAAAGCUACACUUACAAUUGUUGUGUAACAGUUACACAGUUUGACUCAAGAUACAGAUCCAGCCAGAUGUGCCCUUACGUUACCUUAAGCUUUAUCACCAGCCCAUGCUCAACUAUUUAAAAUAGCAUGACUAUUUUAGACCAGGUGAACUUGAAUGGGAGUGAUACAAUUGUAAAUGUUUCAUUCCAAAACGUCGGCCCUUCGCUCACCAAAACACACAUUUGAACAGAAUGCAACACGUUCUGCACAAAGUACGUUGAAAUCCUCUCCUCUGCUUGCAGCUUGAAGAGUUUCAAUCAUACUCUUUCUGAUUUGAUUCACACGCUCAUUGUGCAGUGCAGUUGAAAUGGUUGCCAUGUUUAGCAACGAUGACUCAGUUCUCUUGUGUACAAUGCAUUUUUAUGUAGAUCGUGUGUGUGUGUGUUUUUCAAUAAAGAAAACCAAAAAAAGUC